Messenger RNA from Chrysemys picta bellii (western painted turtle), 2914 nucleotides. RefSeq names its product phosphatase and actin regulator 3 (gene PHACTR3). Gene Ontology annotation, molecular function: actin binding. The record is from RefSeq and is a predicted model, not a curated record. NCBI's taxonomy places the organism in Eukaryota, Metazoa, Chordata, Testudines, Emydidae. Gene Ontology annotation, biological process: actin cytoskeleton organization.
GAGCGGGCUUUCACUAUAAUUUAGGUUAGAAUCCUUUCAAACAGUGGCUGCAGCAGUUUGCUGACAGUGCUAUAAACCAAAAUUGCCUAGGGAGAAGGGAAUCACGGGUUUAACGUGGGAGCUGAGUAACAGCUACUGUGGGGUUGACAGAGGUACCUUAGUGAGCUAUAAUAUACGCAGGGAGUAUGGUUUCAGCACUAAGAUGGUUCUGGGCCUUUCAGUACCCUCCUUUUUUGCUUCAACGUCUCCAGUUAAAAAGCUUUGUGGAAUAAACAGUGACUUUCAGCUUCUUCUACAGGAAAGAGAAACUUGCAGGAUGAAGACAAGUUGACUUACAGAUUUUCAUCAGGUCCUCCAUUUAGAAAAGCAAGCUUGAUUUUGAACAUUGCAUAGGAUUUUACAAUCACACACAGGAUACUAUAAAUGAUCCAGGCAGCUGUCAGCAAGGACGUGAUUUUCCUGGUUAAAAUAGGAAAUGCAUUCAUUCUUUGUACAUCAUGUAAACAGAAUCCGUCUAGACCCUGAAGGGGUCUGCCCUUAUAUUUUUAUGUGACCUGAAAAGAAGAGGUGAAGAAAUUUCAAGUGAUAACAAUAAGAAAGGCUGAAAGGAAACUAAUCAUUUUCUUCCUUGGAUCAAGCUGCUGCAUUCAAUGUGCUCUGAGCAAGAGGCAGCACUCAGGGAUGAGAUGGAGCAGUCCCCUGCAAUGCAUUCUGAAUAUCUGGUCUCAGGGAUUAGAACUCCGCCUGUGAGAAGGAACAGCAAGCUGGCAACAUUGGGCAGGAUCUUCAAACCAUGGAAGUGGAGGAAAAAGAAAAACGAGAAACUAAAGCAAACAUCAGCAGUGUUAGAGAAGAAGAUUACUGCAAGGCCAGGUCGGGAUGAACUCAUUAAGAAAGGUCUUCUGGAGAUGAUGGAACAAGAUGCUGGAGGCAAAGCAUGCGCUGCUGAUGGUGCCACCAGAUCAAUGCAGAGUGACCCUUCAUCCCCCGUAUGCCAGGCACUUACCUCAGAAGAGAUGCAGCAGGAAAGUACAGCAGCAACAACAAAUGCAACCUCAUUUAGCGAGGAGCUGCACUCAGAGGAGCUGAAAGACGAUGCAGCCAAGAAACCUUCAUUGUCCACUGAAGAACUAGAAGAUGCCUGCCUGCCAGUAACCGAAGAGACUCCACAAGCCUUACUUAUUUCUGAAUCCACAGAUUCCCCACAGAAACCAAUGGAAAGAAACCUAGCACAGCUCCCCAGCCCCCCUUCACUUCCAAUUCCACCACCUAAGGCAAUCUCCAAAAUCAAGAGCGUAACAGCAGCAGGAAGUGAAGUAGAUGAGCCAGCAGUGAAAUCCCCUCCUUCCACUAUCCUGAAGAAUUAUGUCAUUGUUGGUUCCUCCCAAAUCUCAGGACAAGCUGCCCUCUUCCAUCCAUCAGGCCAGAAAGGCUCCGAUCCCCAUGUCAGAGGACAGCUACCAACGCCGACCGGUUCCCCUCAUCCCGCUGCUGUCCACCUGCCUUUACCUCCCAGCAGAGUCAUUGAGGAGCUCCACAGGGCUCUGGCCACCAAACAUCGGCAGGAUAGCUUUCACGGCAGAGAAAGCAAAGGGUCUCCCAAAAAAAGAGUGGAUGUCCGUCCAUCCAGAACAUCUAGCAUCGAGGGCAGCAAAGAAAAGGAGAACGCACUGAGCCACAGUAAUGAUCCGGAGAACAAGCGAAACUCAGUCAAAGAGUCAGAUGAGAACAAAGAAAACCUGAUCAUGAACUCAGAACUCAAGGACAACUUGGUUUUUUAUCAGGAUGAAGAGGUGUUGAAUGACUCCAUCAUUUCUGGUACCUUGCCAAGAAAAUGCAAGAAAGAGCUGCUGGCAGUAAAGCUACGGAACAGGCCAAGUAAGCAGGAACUGGAAGACAGGAACAUUUUCCCAAGGAGGACGGAUGAGGAACGACAGGAAAUCCGGCAGCAAAUCGAAAUGAAACUUUCAAAGCGCCUGAGCCAAAGACCUGCUGUCGAGGAGCUCGAACGAAGGAAUAUACUUAAACAAAGAAAUGAUCAAACAGAGCAGGAAGAAAGAAGGGAAAUCAAGCAGAGGCUGACGAGAAAGCUCAAUCAGAGACCUACAGUCGAUGAACUAAGAGACAGAAAAAUUUUAAUUCGAUUCAGCGAUUAUGUUGAGGUGGCAAAAGCACAGGACUACGACAGACGAGCAGACAAACCCUGGACAAGACUAUCAGCAGCUGAUAAGGCAGCAAUUCGUAAAGAGCUAAAUGAAUACAAAAGUAAUGAAAUGGAGGUACAUGCAUCAAGCAAGCAUUUGACAAGAUUUCACAGGCCAUAGAGAUUUUCUUCUGAGAAGAAUUUGUCUUUACUUUCGAUACUGCUGCUGAACACACAUCAGGGAACGUAUAAAGGUCUUUCCCUGAAGUUCAGUUCACGAUAACCUGACGUGUGUGUGAGAGAAGGACUGUGCAGGUGAAAUCUCUGCAGCUCGUACACACAGGAGCUACCUACCAGAGGACGUACUUCGCUCUUUGAUGCCUGAAGAGUGAUGGCCUGUGGGGUGGGAGGAUCAGCUGAAAACGAAUGAAGUAAAGCUACUGGAAGGAACUUACUGCUCUCCUUUAACACUUGUUUUAAACUGUUUUGCAGCAUAUCUUGGAAAAGGAGAUGUUGUGCAUGUACAGGCUUUACCAUUCCAGGGCCUCUGACAUAAUGGACAUGACGCACUGUCAUUCAGUAUUAUGUUGACAAGACAUUUUGAACUAAUCACAAUUAGUUUGUAAAACACUUACGUUCAUGUUAUACAAAAUGAUUUAAUGUAUUAUAAUUUCUUUCUUUUUUAUAUAAUGUCUAACGAAAACACAACUGCAACAUUUUUGAUUCCUGUUAAUUUUGUUCUUUAAUUAAAUGACUACUUAUUGCAGGAAA